This is a messenger RNA of Alternaria atra, 1182 nucleotides long. RefSeq lists its product as uncharacterized. The record is from RefSeq and is a predicted model, not a curated record. NCBI's taxonomy places the organism in Eukaryota, Fungi, Ascomycota, Dothideomycetes, Pleosporales, Pleosporaceae. The transcript has a single exon. Gene Ontology annotation, biological process: cellulose catabolic process. Bases 1 to 1182 code for a protein of 393 amino acids. Gene Ontology annotation, molecular function: hydrolase activity, hydrolyzing O-glycosyl compounds.
AUGGUGCAACUCACACAAUUCGUUUUGGCAACCGCCGCCUUCGCUGGUGUUGUAUCUGCAGCUCCCAAGCCGCCUCCUCCAAGCAAUGUAACCGUCAACCCUUGGACUGGUAAAGACCGCUAUGUCGUUCAGAGUUAUGGCAAGAAACUCGAGCAGACCAUCGCCUCCUUCACGGCCCAGAACGAUACUCUCAACGCUGCGCGCACUCGCACCGUUGCUCAGAAGAUCUCAACCUUCACUUGGGUCACUACACGUGAUGGCCUGAGCCUCAUUCCUACUGCCAUCAAGGAAGCUCGUAAGCAAAGAAAGGGCGGAAAGAAGAUGAUUGUCGGUCUGGUUCUAUACAACUUGCCCGACCGUGACUGUUCCGCUGGCGAAUCCGCUGGUGAGCUCAGCUCCGCGAAUAACGGCCUCCAAAUCUACAAGAAAGAAUUCGUGGACAAGUACGCAAAGCUAGUUUCUGGAGCCAAGGAUCUUGACUUCGCCAUCGUUCUCGAACCGGACUCCCUGGGUAACGCCAUCACAAACCAGGGCAUCCCUUUCUGUUCGACAGCCACUCCAAUCUAUGAGGAAGGUAUCGCGUAUGCAAUCUCCAAGUUGCAGUUCCCCAACGUACAUCUGUACAUUGAUGCUGCGCACGGCGGCUGGCUCGGCUGGGCAGACAACCUGAAGCCCACCGCUCAGAUCUUUGCGAAGGUCGUUGCCAUGGCAAAGAAGCUCAACCCCGCAGCUAAGAUCCGGGGCUACUCCACGAAUGUGUCUAACUACAACUCUUUCCAAGCCAAGGUACGCGAGAACUACACCGAGUACUCGCCAUCUUGGGACGAGAGCCAUUACGCCUCGUCGCUUGCUCCUUACCUCGAGGCUGAGGGCCUGCCAUCCAACUUCAUCAUCGACCAGGGCCGCGUCGCGCUCCCUGGUGCUCGUGCGGAGUGGGGUGAGUGGUGCAACGUGGAACCUGCUGGAUUCGGCGCCCUUCCCGGUUCCAAGCAGAACAACCCCAAUGUCGAUUCUCUUGUUUGGAUCAAGCCCGGUGGCGAGAGUGAUGGAAAAUGUGGCCUUGAUGGCGCGCCGGCUGCUGGCGCUUGGUUCGACGAGUAUGUGCAGAUGCUGGUAAAGAACGCCGAUCCACCUCUUGAGCCGACCUACCUGGGAAAGCCACCCAAGGGCCCUAAAGUUUAG